AGCAUUCAUGAUCUACGAUCAAUACCGGAAGAAGAGUCAACUCUUCAAGACCAACGUGCUGCUGAUUCCGCUGGGUGAUGAUUUCAGAUACCAGGAUGAUUUCGAGUGGGAUAAUCAGCACGACAAUUACAAACGGCUCUUCGAUUAUAUGAACAACAGACCAGAGUGGAACGUGAAGGCCCGCUUCGGCACCCUGGCUGACUAUUUUGAUGCGUUGGAAUCGAGGUUGAAGGAGGAGCGGAAGCAGCUGCCCAUUUUGUCCGGCGAUUUCUUCACCUAUGCUGAUCGUGACGAUCAUUAUUGGAGUGGCUACUUCACGUCAAGGCCCUUUUACAAGCACAUGGAUCGCGUCCUACAACACUACCUGAGAACUGCCGAAAUUUCCUACUCCCUGGCGCGCAUAGACGGCGGCGGCGAUCUGGACGAUGGCGUUUUGUCAAAAUUGGUUGAGGUCCGCCGAGCCCUCUCGCUUUUCCAACAUCAUGACGGCGUUACUGGCACGGCCAAAGCGGCGGUGGUGAAUGAUUACGGAGAAAAGAUGCUCUCCGCGCUGAAACGUGCCGAGGAGGUCACGACGAUUGCCAUUGGUUCUUUGCUGGGCAACAAGUCUCGUAUAUCGAUGUCGUUUGACGAAUUUCGGGCCAAGCAAGACGCGAUGCCGGAAGCGCGUGUCUUUGAGGCCGAUAGCUCGCUCCUACUUUUCAACACUUUGGCGCAUGCGCGGGCUGAAGUUGCCUGUAUCCAGGUGGCUUCUCCUAACAUACGAAUCAAGCGCUCCGACGGCACCCCGCCCGAACAACAGCUUGCCCCAGUUCUCGGCCACCGAGGCGGUCGCGUUCACAGCCAACCCGGACGAUUUGAGCUGUGCUUCUGGGCAGAGGUCUCAGCCCUUGCAUCCGAAGUUUUUGAGCUACAUUGGAUGGACGAGCCGUCGACCGCUGAGCUGGUGCUCGUCAAAGGCCGAGCAAAACCGGAAGGUCUUGACGAUUUCUUCGAAUUCGAGCAAAGCAGCGGAAGCGUCGAGCUAUCUAACUCCUUACUGACGGCGGUCUUCAGUGGCAACACCGGUUUUUUGAAGGUAAUUUUUUGGCAC
Mesorhabditis spiculigera is the source of this 1093-nucleotide messenger RNA. The record is from the annotation of a GenBank genome assembly. Lineage: Eukaryota; Metazoa; Nematoda; Chromadorea; Rhabditida; Rhabditidae.